This is a messenger RNA of Drosophila erecta, 920 nucleotides long. RefSeq lists its product as uncharacterized. The record is from RefSeq and is a predicted model, not a curated record. The coding region runs from base 7 to 852 and encodes 281 amino acids. Lineage: Eukaryota; Metazoa; Arthropoda; Insecta; Diptera; Drosophilidae. The transcript has a single exon.
UUAAGGAUGCAGUCAGCACUCUGGUUCAUUUGCAGGCAAGGUUUCCGGAGCUCUGCCAUUAAAACGCAAGGCUUCAGGAGCUUCGCCAGCAAAGUGACCUACCACGCGGAUCCGCCAUGCCAACCUGCCGACCCUUUGUGCCAUCAUGUUCCAAGCGGCAGAUGCGUGGGGGCCAGGGAGGUGCUAGCUCUCAAGCUGCCGCAUGAGAAGUUGUUGCAGCAGGAACGCGAGCAGGAGAAGGAGAGGAAGUGCUGUGUGCUGCGAUCGGCGGCCAAAAAUCCCUGCCCAGAAAUAAGGCGACCCGAAGCCCCCAAGCCGGAGGAGAAGCCAUUUCGCUCGAUGUGGGAGCCACCUUGCCGGGCGGACGAGCAGCCGUUCUGCAAGGAAAUGCUGCCUCGCUUCGACGCGAUGUACUACCAUCCUUCGAAGAAGUGCCGCUGCUACCAACGCACCUGGGUGGAGUGUGCACCCGUUAAGCGGCGCCUAAAGAAGGUUUGCUGCCUAGACGCCAUCGAUCCGCCAGAGAUUCUGUACCGAAUCAGGCCGCCCUGCCCGGGAACUUGCGCAAUCAACUAUAAGGCCAGAAGGCUGCUCUGCGAGGAAGGGGACUUGGAGCGGGAUCCAAUGAUGAGGUGUCGCAAAUUCUUUCACCCCUGUUGCAAGCUGGCUCGCUGCAAUCCUCGUUGCACCAGAGGCAGAAAGCCCACCAAGUGCACCAGACUACGUGCUCCAUAUCGCGCUUUCUCAGAAAUAGGAAGGUGGAAGAGACCGUUGCGGAAAAGGGAGUGCCUUUGCCUGGAGACCAUACCCAAAUGUAUAGCUCUUAGGGAAAGAAUGAGACGCGGUUCUUGAGUGAUUGUUCUUAACUAAAUCUGAAAGAAUGGAAGCGGAGGGUCUGCCUUUUAAAACGAAGCAAUAGA